GCUGCCGGUCGCGCCGUCGUUAGGGACAAACCAUUUGCAAGCGCUGUGUCCCAUUAGCUUUUAUGAUCUCCAGGAAGACAGAAUCCAGUGAGUGAUUCCCAGAGGGGAGCUGUCCCCAGCCAGCAAGCAGAUCACUGGAACGUUGCAGCCCGUGUUUUACGACGUCUUUAGCACAGAAAGUCCCCAGAUCAAGCUGCUGUUCAGGGACAAUCAUCAACAGAACAUGAAUGACACCAGACACCAGUCUCUGUUCUUUGUCAGUCUGCCUGAGCUAGAAAAGCUCUGUGCCGUUACAGUAACCCUGAGCCCCCAGCUGCCAGAAUCUGAAAUAAGAACUGCACAGAUAAAGAUUUGCAGACAAUUAUUAUUUACACAUCAAGACAUCCUCUCUGCACCUGCAAUUGGAACACUGAAUCAAAUUUCAGUAGUAAUGGCGAUAGCUUUUUUCAAAACUGGAGUAUGUCAAGCACAUAUAGUGAAACAAGGAGCUACUCUGGAAGCACCACAGACAGUUACUCCUGCCAUUCUGCAGACCUGUCUCUCGUACACACUCAUAGCCAGACUUGCUCCCAGAUGGAACAAGGCCGGGCAUCUCUUGGUGCAAGGGAAGGAUUUUUUGUCUCAUUCAGGAAGGCAAAAUGCUGUUGUUAUGGACCUGAGUGUAUCAGAGACCCAGCUCUGCAUCAGUGUGGAGGCCUGCUCGGUCCGCCUGCCACCCCCCGAGCUGGGAGAGUUUGAUAUUUCGGAAAACAUCUUAAAGAUAUUUGACAGCAAUGAAAACACUGUGAUUGAUGGACAUUCCAUUCUAAGUAACUGGUGCUAUGUUUUGCCAAGCAUGAAAAUGGGUCAGAUCAUAAGCAUCAGCCACCUAAUUCCUUCAGAAGCUCCUUUUCAUUCAUAUAAAGACUUUCAGAUGCACUGGAAGAACCUGUAUGGAUAUAUUCUGCCAGAGAAUUCCGAGGAGACAAAAACAUACUGCAGUGUUUACUUCAAGCCCAUAGGGGAAAGGCUUUUUACGUACCCUUUAAGUUGCAUUCGAAGCCAGCCCGUGCAGUAUUUCCCUCGAGUAGACUUAGAAAGUGUGUUGAACUCUUUUGUUUCUGACAUGAAGUCUAAUCUUCCACGUCUGUGUGGAUUUCCASUAAAGAUGACUAGUAAAGCUCUUUAUGCUACACAGGAACUCUGCAGAGCUCUAGAGAUAAAGUCUAAGCGUAUGACACUGCCUGGUGAAGUGGUUUGUGCAGCAUCUUUAACCCAGGCUCCUCCAAGGAGAGAGACUUGUCCUAGAAUUUCUUCCCUGUGCAGUAUGGAAAACAGCCACUGGAUGGAGCAUUUGAUCAGCGAGCCAAAACCACGUAUUUCUUUGAGCAUCAGUGAAGGUGUAGGAAAGGUUAGCACUGAAGCAGCACAGAAAUCCAUGAGUAGCAGGCAAAUACCAGGAGUAUCUGCCCUACAGGUUCACUCUCCAAAAUCUUUAGGAAGACCUCAAACUUCAGCCUCUGGCUCCCCCCAAAAAACUGUUAGCAAAAUUAUACCUAUUUUCAAAGGAAAGUUGAUGCCAAAGAAUGGAAAAAACACAAGGCAGAGCGAUGGGAACAAAAGCGAACUUUCUGGGAGACAUUCACCAGUAAAGAUUAUGAAUGCUUCAGCAUCUGUGCUGACCACGUGCAAGUCCAGCUUGACUCAGGGUUACAAACCUGCUCAAAAUGUACCAGUCAAAAACGCUACUCACAGCACUGCACUGCAAACAGUAACAGAGAAAACAGGUGUAAAACGUGGCAUAUCUGUAUUUCAGUGGAAAAGAGAGUCUGGUAGACGAGCUGCUAAAUCUGAUUAUUCAGAUAGCUCUCCUUCACGUGGGAAUUCAAGUAAAGUCAUUCACAGUAAGACAAAUUCUGCUUCAUUACCUAAGAAUCCUAGGUCAGUGGUUCAGAAAGCAAACACCAGUGUGGGUCUGAGUACAUGUGCAGCUCUUAUUUCCAGUACAGGAAAGGGGAAAAAGUUGAUAAGUCAAAGUACCACACAAGUUCUUGAGAAGCAACACAACUCACAGAAUGGAAAAUUGCCGAUGSGUAAAUUAGACAAUGAAAUGACAAAUUCUGGUUUAUCACAGCAGCAAACAAAAAGAUCAAAUGAAGCAGCAGGGUUAAAUAUUCAUGAAUCUAUCUUACAUGAUACCAUGCGCAUCGAAAAAAAUGAGGAACAUCAAAACUCACGCCGUUACAGGGAGUGCCUCACCAAGACAAGCAGUCGUCUCUCAAAAGUUAGCAGUGAGCAGAUUUUUACAGAGAAUGAACAUCUGAAAUGUGAAAUACUGACCUCAAAACAGACUUACUCAAUAAAGGACAACAACAUGGAAGCACCUGUAAAGACAGAUUGUGUCAGAAGGCGGCAGAAAGAAGAGAGCUCUUCAAAGUUAAAGAGAGCCAAAAGAAGCAAGCCUUCUGUUUAGGAUGUUGUGGAGGACUGCAGGAAAACACUGGGUUCCCAAGGAGGCACGAACAGAUUUGAGGCUGCUCUGGGCUUUGUGAUCUUUGCUCUUUAUAUUUCAGAUUGUUGGUACCUGUUUCUAUAUGAAAAACUGAGGGUUAGAUACGAGAUAUUGUUAGAUACUGUUCUCAGGGGUGAAACUAAGACCUAAAGCUUUUUUCUAAGUUCAGUUGAUAACACCCUUCUUAAGCAAAUCACACACACACACACAAACAAAAGUUAUUGCCAUUUGAGUAAUUUUAGCAGAAUAAAAAUAUAGCUUCAAAGACCUACUUGAAGACCUGCUAAUUACAAAAAUAUGUACACACACACACACACACACACACGACCUAGUUGCUGAUUUUAACACUAUUGUGUUAUAUAGAUAUUCAGAAGUAUAUGGUAUUCAGAAGUAAGUGUCACAACACUAGUUCCUAUAUUCAAUGGUGCACACCUGUAGUUCAACAUUUAUUUUGGAUAUAUAUUUGCAAAACCUCUUUCCUAUAGGAAUGGGAACACUGGAUUUUUUUUUUUUUAAUGAACACUCUCUUGGUUUAUAUUGCUGUAAUUGUGUUUUGUAUUUACCUCACUUUUCAGAUUAGGACUUUUCCCUACUAGAGAUAAAACUUCUGUUUUGUUUYCUGUUCUCAAAUGGUGGCUCUUAGCAUAGCUCUCACUUAAUGCUGUCAAUAUUCAGCAGCAAUUGGGCACGUCAACACAAUAUGAUU
Molecule: messenger RNA, 3197 nt
Organism: Nothoprocta perdicaria
Lineage: Eukaryota; Metazoa; Chordata; Aves; Tinamiformes; Tinamidae
Gene: CUNH18orf63
Product: chromosome unknown C18orf63 homolog
Exons: 16
Coding region: 224-2452 (742 amino acids)
Source: RefSeq, a predicted model, not a curated record